AUGGCGGCCGUCAACGUGUUCAGCACUAGUGUUACUUCAGAAAACCUCAGCCGUCAUGAUAUGUUAGAAUGGAUCAACAAUAGUUUACAGCUUAAAUACACUAAAAUUGAGCAGCUCUGUUCUGGUUAGUGUUCUCGUGUACAUUUAGGCGAUUCAUUGUACAAUACUCCUCUAACGUUCGAUCGAUUUGAGUAGUCUGAUAUUUUGCAAUCAUUGCUGCAUCGUUUUUGACACAUGAAACAGAAAGAGUCUGUUUUCGUUUAACAGGUGCUGCUUAUUGCCAGUUCAUGGAUAUGCUGUUUAUGGGUAAGUGUUCUCUUGAAAAAAUAAGCUUCAGCUUAGGCUUAAAUUAUUUAGGGUACGAUCGUGAUAUACCAAUUUCAUUUCUCCAUCUCAUUUUCUAAAUGCUAAAAAAACACAAGCUUACAGAAGCAAUUUGCUGAAUUUUUUCCUUUCAACUUUGGGAUAAAUUUACAGGCUCAAAAGUCCAAACUUCGCGAAUCUAAAUUUAAAAAGUCACAAGUUGCGCAAGGGAAUGGAGUAUACUAGUUAGUACAAAGCAAAAAAAAUCUUUGACAAACAUGAUUAUCCACAAUAACAAAUCAGUUAAAUUCUUGAGCUUCCCUAUUAUUAUAGACGUGACUUUUCCCCUUUUUUUUGAAAGAUUGUGUUAAUAUGGGCAAAGUCAAGUUUGCUUCUAAUCAAGAGCAUGAGUACAUACAAAACUGGAAGAUCUUACAGAAAGCAUUUAAGGCUGCUGGAGUGGAUAAGGUAAGGAUCCAUGUUCUACAUUUUUCACUUUUAAAGAAUAAUCAUUGAUGCACCCGUCAGAUGCUUCAAAAUUUUUUUUUGAGCUUCUUUGGGUUUUUGUCCAAGUAAUAGAUUGCAAAAACAGCAAAUUCACACUAAAAAAAAUGCCUAGUAGUUGCAUUUGAGAAAGUAAAUGUGAGUGAAAUGCCAGCUUGGUGCAUUGUUUACAUUAUUCAGCCUACCUCAACUUGCUGCUGCCACCAAAUACGCAGACUCACUGUCGAAAUAAACUUAAAUGUCUCAUUUCAGUUUCAAGGUGGCUGCCAUUAAAAUGCAUGCAUGUCAGCAGCGACAAAAAAUUAUUAAUCAGCUUUCAAAUGAGACGUGACUUCCAAGACCCGUAAUCCCUCCUGAAAGACCUUCCACUAGGAAAUUUGGGAUGUCUCAUGACUUUUUCCCAUGUUAGGUUCGUCUGGGGAUAUUAGACCAAAUGAAUUUUUAAACCAGUUCAAGGAGGGGUCACAUAAAGUUACUAUCUGCUAAAGCCUGUGAAAGGGUUAAAAGUGGUCCACCCCUCCCUGGUGCUCUAAAUCAUGGCCACUCCCUAACAAGAAAUAACUUCUUCACUGGAUUUGUACAGUCAUAGGCUACCAAACGUUAGCUGGAGAAUUCUGUGUAGUAAACGGAGAAUUCUCCCAUCUACGGUACAUAAUGAAAACCCUGCAUUAUAAAAGCUCAGUUGUGACAUGAGCGACGAUAAUAAAUAAAUGAGUAAUGUUUCCUCCACAGUGAGUUAAAAUUGGACAGCAUAUACGCUUAAUUUUGGCUUUCCCUUUCCUUUUUACUGUUUUAGAUGGUUCCAGUUGAAAAGUUAGUCAAAGGGAAAUUUCAGGAUAACUUUGAAUUUGUGCAGUGGUUCAAAAAGUUCUUUGAUGCCAACUAUCAAGGUCCUGAUCCUGACUAUGAUCCUGUAAAAGCACGGCAUGGGAAAACUGAUACCCCCAUGAAUGUGGCACCAAGAAAAGGAUCUGGACAGCUCAGCAGACCAGCCAUGGGUAAGCUUUAACACUGGGACAGUUGGUGUCAGAUCAUCAUCAUCAUCAUCAUCAUUAUUGGAUGAAGCAAUUAGUUGUAUAUAAGGCAGCUUGUCAGCUGAUGUGGACCUUCUACCGCAAUACAUCCGUGGGGAAAGACUUGCAAGCACCAGCAGUUUUCAAAGAAUUUUAGUGUGUCCUUGCAGUGAAUGGUGCAGUGUUUUUAAUAAGUACUUAUGGCAGGAGAAGAGUAUGAGCUUUUCCUUUCAGAGAAGUUGGCUACUUUUUUACCCUUUCAUGAAGUUAUCAAAGAAAGAUUCUUUCCAACCUUGUUUAUACAGUGGGAUACUCUACUCUAUAUCUACUUCAAAUUUUAUUAAAACCCCUGAUUACAGUAAUAUUAAUAAAUCAUGGAGGUUCUUUCCAAGCUAUAGAAAGUGCAACACUUUACUUUCUUUGCUCUUUUUCUAUACAGGACAAAAUCCUACUCCGUCAAGAGUGGCUACAUCCACAAGACCUGCUGCAGGUGGGGCCGGAAGGAUUGGUGGUGGAGCACAAAGGUCCCAAGGGAUAAGUCGACCAGGGCAGCAACCAGCACGCUCCACUGGAGGGACCGCAGGAGCGUCAGCUGCACUGAUGCAAAAGGAUGCUCAAAUACAAGAAUUAAACGAUAAGGUUUGUUGAGUUGCUUUUUAAUAAAGUAACUUGAGUCUUCACUUGUUGAUCAUGCAACCCCACUGUGGUUGUUGCCAUUUUUGACACCCUAUAAAAACAUGUUUUUUAUGUCUCAUGUCCAUGCUUAGAUGUAACUAGUGGUAUCGCAACAAGAGUGACUUAAGAGCUAAUUCCACCGAUUUGCUUUUUCUUUUUCUGCAGCUGACAGAACUGCAGUUGACAGUGGAUGGAUUAGAAAGAGAGAGAGAUUUCUACUUUGGUAAAUUACGGGAUAUUGAAGUGCAGUGCCAAGAUGAAGGAUGUGCAGACUUGCCCGUCGUUAAAAAGAUUAUGGACGCUCUUUAUGCUACUGAGGUGGGUCAACUGAAGCAGUCUUAAAAUAAAGCCCUUGCUGACUUCCCUGUAAACUGCAAAGUUUCUUCUUUUGACUCGUUUGAUAUUAAUAAUUAUAUAAUAAUAUUAUAUCCUUGGAACUCCAUUAUGGGUCUAAUAUGAGGUAGGCAGUGGCUGGUUUUCAUUUAAUGCAGUUGGAAGUGGAGGUAUCUGACAUUAGGUGGCAAUAUCCACUGAUUAUUAUGUGUUGUUUUUUGAGCCCCAAAAAAUUUUUUUGAAGUGGAGGUAUCUGACAUUAGGUGGCGAUAUCCACCGAUUAUUACGUAUUGUUUUUUGAGCCAAAAAAAAUGGCACUUAUGAAACCCAAAUAUGUUCACUGAUUUGAAUGCGUUUAGCUCAUAGGUACUAGAAUAAAUAAAUACCAGUAAAUGAAACAGAUGUCUCUUCAGGCAGAAGGAGGGUUUAGAGAUUUUUUAGUCAUGGUUCCACUCCUUGUCUUUUUAUCCACCUCUCCUUGUGUUAUUUACAUAUUUUACUGAAAUGGUGCUCUUAGCAUAUAAUAUUUUUUAAGUAAAAAAAUGUCAAAGCAGCAUUUUAUAGUUACUGAAGGAUGGUUAUGCUGCCAUUUCUUGUUGCUUUUUCAUAGAAGACUGCAAUAAAUAUUGUUUUUAAAACACUUAAACAUGCCAGCUAUAAUCGUUCCUUUCAAAUAUUUCUCGGUUUCUAUUUUUCUGGCUUAUUGUUCAUAGUAUUUCAUACCGAAUUGGACGGCCAUGAAGUUCUGUUACCAAUUUGUCCCAACUGUAACAAAAUUUGCGGUAUUUUAAGCUUUGUUAAAAAUUACAACACAACAUAUUCUGAGAGCUUUUUUGCUAGAAGUGAAAAAAGAAAACCCAUUCAAGUGUACACUAGUGAUGGUGUGUACUGGCCAGUUAAUUAGGCAUGACAUGUACUGUCCUAUUUCUGCCCUAUUAAUGCAGAAAUCAGGGAAGCUCAUAGCCAAUCAGAUUUGAGAAUUUUGUAUAGUUAUGAUUAAAAGAGAAAUAGGAUCUUGAUCACCAUAAGGCUGUGUUUUUUACCCUAGGAGGGAUUUGCUGCACCAGAGGAAGUUGGUAAUAAUGGGGAAUAUGAACAAGACUAUGGUGAUGAACAGGAUGAAUAUUAAAAAGAAGUCAAAGAUUUGUUUGGCUACCUAUGCUUGUAUCAAGAAUGAAGGCCUUCUCCAAGCAAUGCACCUGACAGCUUGAACUAACUGGUUUUUAAAUAAGAGUACAAUAUUAUUAAAAAAAUUUUGCGAAACAUGUAGAAAGCAAUCUUGGUUUGUCAUUUGUGCUGAUCUCUGCCAUUAGUUUCUUUAUAUAUUUUUGUAUUAUAAAAAGGAGGUUUCACAGAAACGCUGAAAGGAAGAUUGUUUUCAAUAAUGUUGUCUUAAAGCUGUGUUUAGGUGGUAGUGGUAGGUCAUACUGGAAAGUUUUGCUUUGUCAGUCAGACAUUUUGUAAUUUCCCUACCUGUCGUUAUCUUUGAGCACCUUAAGAAAGUUACAGUUAAGCUUGUGCCAAGUUUAAACCAAAAAGAACUGAAGCCUAUUUUUAGCUUGAGGUUAUUUUGUAGGAAUAAUGAUGCAAGUCUAGGCUUGAGAGGCUGUAGCCAUGCAAAAAA
Messenger RNA from Porites evermanni, 4452 nucleotides. The record is from the annotation of a GenBank genome assembly. NCBI's taxonomy places the organism in Eukaryota, Metazoa, Cnidaria, Anthozoa, Scleractinia, Poritidae.